GUCUGCUAUGUCAUUACUACUAAUCUGACAAUGGAUGAUAGAUCCUUUGCUCUUCUUUUGCUUCUCCUUAGCUUCACUUCACUUGUGCUGAAAUGUCACUCAACUUCCUCAAAAGACUUGAAGACAUACAUAGUCUACACUGGCAACAGCAUGAAAGAUGAAGUUUCUUUAUUGUCCCUUCACAAAAACAUGCUACAAGAAGUUUCAGACAGCAAUGCUGCACCUAAGUCAGUACUACACCACUACAAACGUAGUUUUGGUGGCUUUUCUGUGAAGCUAACAGAAGAAGAAGCUGAAAGAAUGGCUGGACUUGAUGGAGUGGUGUCUGUCUUUCCUAGUGAAAAGAAACAACUCCAUACAACAAAGUCUUGGGAUUUUAUUGGUUUUCCACAACAAGUGGAAAGAACAAACACUGAAAGUAAUAUCAUCAUUGGAGUAAUUGACUCUGGAAUCUGGCCAGAAUCUGAGAGCUUCAAUGAUAAAGGAUUUGGUCCACCACCUAGCAAAUGGAAGGGCACUUGCCAAACCUCUAAUUUCACUUGCAACAAUAAAAUAAUUGGAGCUAAGUAUUAUAGAGCUGCUGGUGAUGGAUCCUUGGAGAAUGAAGAUCUCAAAUCUCCAAGAGACUCCGAAGGUCAUGGAACUCAUACAGCAUCAACAGCAGCUGGUAACCCAGUUAGCACGGCAAGCAUGUUAGGCCUUGGACAAGGAACAACAAGAGGUGGUGUUACAUCAGCACGCAUUGCUGUCUAUAAAGUCUGUUGGUCCGAUGGAUGUGAUGAUGCAGAUAUUCUUGCUGCAUUUGAUGAUGCAAUUGCUGAUGGGAUUGACAUAUUGUCAGUUUCGCUCGGAGGGUCCAAUGAUCAAAACUAUUUUAGAGAUCCAGGUGCCAUUGGAGCAUUUCAUGCUAUGAAAAAUGGAAUACUAACAGUUUUUUCAGCAGGAAACUCAGGUCCAACAUCUGCAACUGUAGGGAAUUUAUCACCUUGGUCAAUUUCAGUGGCUGCUAGCACCUUAGACAGAAAGUUUGUUACAAAGGUUGAAUUAGGAGACAACAGAACUUUUGAGGGAAUCUCAAUAAAUACAUUUGACCUUAAGGGAGAAUUAUAUCCUAUAAUCUAUGCUGGAGAUGCACCAAAUACUAAAGAAGGCAUGGAUGGAGCUUCAUCCAGGUUUUGUUAUAUGAAUACGUUGGAUCCAAAAUUGGUGAAGGGUAAAAUUGUUCUGUGUGAGGGCAAAACUAAAGGAUUAGGCCCCUUCGAAGCUGGUGCUGUUGGUUUCCUCACACAAGGUCAAAAUUUUCGGGAUUCUCCAUUCUCUUUUCCUUUGCCUGGAUCUUACCUUGAUUUAAAGGAUGGUGCAAGUGUAUAUGACUACUUAAACUCUACAAGGAAUCCAACUGCAACCAUAUUUAAGAGCGAGGAAUUAAAAGAUACUUUAGCCCCCGAGGUGGCCUCUUUCUCAUCAAGGGGUCCUAACAUAGUUACACCUGAAAUUCUGAAGCCGGAUUUGAUUGCUCCCGGAGUUAACAUAAUAGCUAGUUGGUCUCCAAUUUCCCCUGCUUCAGGAAUUGAUGGUGACAAAAGAAAAUUACAGUUCAAUAUGAUCUCGGGAACAUCAAUGGCUUGCCCACACGUGUCAGGUGCUGCAGGGUAUGUCAAAUCAUUUCAUCCUACGUGGUCUCCUGCUGCCAUCCGUUCAGCUCUAAUGACAACAGCUAAACAGCUAAGUCCCAUGAAUAACCGUGAUGCUGAAUUCGCAUAUGGAGUAGGCCAAAUUAAUCCUUCUAAAGCUGUGGAUCCUGGUUUGGUAUAUGAUGUUGGUGAAAGUGACUACAUAAGAUUUUUAUGUGGACAAGGCUAUGGUUCAAAGAUUUUCCAACUCAUCACAGGAGAUAACAGCACUUGUCCUGAGACAACUUAUAAAACCGCAAGGGAAUUGAACUACCCUUCCUUUGCUCUUGAGGCUUCACACUCCACACACAAUGUGAGUGGCAGUUUCUACAGGACUGUUACAAAUGUUGGGUCACCAACAUCCACAUAUACAGCUAAUGUGAAUGCUCCUCAAGGACUAAAAAUUCAAGUGAACCCGAGUGUUUUGUCAUUCACUUCUCUUGGCCAAAAACAAACUUUUGUGCUAACUGUUGAAGGAGCAAUAGAUAAAUCUAUUGUGUCAGCUUCUUUGGUUUGGGAUGAUGGUAAUUUCCAAGUGAGGAGUCCCAUUGUUGUGUUUGAUCUACCAAUACCAUAA
This is a messenger RNA of Abrus precatorius (Indian licorice), 2250 nucleotides long. RefSeq names its product cucumisin-like. Gene Ontology annotation, molecular function: serine-type endopeptidase activity. The transcript is spliced from 10 exons. The coding region runs from base 31 to 2250 and encodes 739 amino acids. Gene Ontology annotation, biological process: proteolysis. The record is from RefSeq and is a predicted model, not a curated record. Lineage: Eukaryota; Viridiplantae; Streptophyta; Magnoliopsida; Fabales; Fabaceae.